AGUUGACAUUGACUUUGUUUCAGGGUUAAAGCAUUGUUCCCGCCAAAAAUAAUACUUCAGUUUGUUUCUACAUUUUAGACUUUAUUUUAUUAAUAUAAAAUUAUUCAUAAUGGAUGUUGCUGACAUUAAUAUUGGUCAAAGACAGCAUCGUGAUGAAAUUGGAAUUCGAUGCCAAAAAUUGUUUCAAGACUUUUUAGAGGAGUACAAAGAGGAAGGCGAAUUAAAAUAUCUUGAGCCUGCAGUAGAACUUCACAGCGAAGAACGAAGUACUAUUGAAAUCAGCUUCGAAGAUAUAGAAAAAUAUAACCAAAAUCUUGCCACUACCAUCAUUGAAGAAUAUUUCAGAAUCUACCCAUAUCUUUGUCAAGCAGUCUCCAAUUUUGUCAAAGAUAGAGCUGGUCUCAAAAAUGAAAAGGAAUGUUAUAUUAGUCUUAUGGAUGUACCCACAAGACAUAAAGUUAGAGAACUUAAAACUGAUAAAAUAGGUACUUUGGUGAGGAUAUCUGGGCAGGUUAUUAGAACGCAUCCUGUCCACCCUGAAUUAAUUUCUGGAACUUUUACCUGCGUGGAAUGCCAGACUGUAAUUAAAAACGUGGAGCAGCAAUUUAAGUUUACAAAUCCAACAAUUUGUAGAAAUCCUGUAUGCAGUAACCGUAGGAAGUUUUUGUUGAAUGUUGAUAAGUCUAGAUUUGUAGAUUUUCAAAAAGUUAGGAUUCAGGAAACACAAGCUGAGUUACCAAGAGGUUGUGUACCCAGAAGUGUAGAAGUUAUCCUUCGUGCAGAAAAUGUAGAAACAGUUCAGGCUGGAGAUCGAUAUGACUUCACUGGAACACUAAUUGUAGUACCUGAUGUUGGAGCUUUUGCUCUCCCUGGAGGUCAAACACAAUCACGUUCCAAAAAUAGAAGGCCUGAGGAAUCUGAAGGUGUUAGGGGACUCAAGGCACUUGGAGUCCGUGAUCUACAUUAUCGCAUGGCAUUUUUAGCUUGCAGUGUGCAACCAACUAUUCCCAAAUUCGGAGGAAUUGACAUGCCAUUAGGAGAAAUUACUCCAGAAAUAAUGAAGCAACAGAUGACUGAAGGAGAAUGGGCGCAUAUGUAUGAAAUGUCUCAUGACAAAAACUUGUAUGUGAAUAUGAUCAACAGUCUAUUUCCAAGUAUACAUGGUAAUGAGGAAGUUAAGAAGGGGAUUUUGUUGAUGUUGUUUGGAGGAGUAUCGAAAACUACAGUAGAAGGUACUUCUUUAAGAGGAGAUAUCAACUGUUGCAUAGUGGGUGACCCAAGUACAGCAAAGAGCCAGUUCCUGAAACAAGUCUCUGAAUUCUCUCCUAGAGCAGUAUACACCUCAGGCAAAGCUUCCACUGCAGCAGGUUUAACAGCAGCUGUCGUAAAAGAUGAAGAAUCUUCAGAUUUUGUUAUAGAAGCUGGAGCCCUUAUGUUGGCAGAUAAUGGAGUUUGUUGUAUAGACGAAUUUGACAAAAUGGAUUUAAGAGAUCAGGUUGCUAUUCACGAAGCUAUGGAACAGCAGACGAUUUCUAUCGCCAAGGCAGGUGUUAGAGCAACACUUAAUGCGAGAACUUCAAUAUUGGCGGCAGCUAACCCUGUAGGAGGGCGUUAUGAUCGUGCGAAAUCUUUACAACAAAACAUAAACCUGUCAGCUCCUAUUAUGUCUAGGUUUGACUUGUUCUUUAUUCUUGUCGAUGAAUGCAAUGAAGUUAUAGAUUAUGCUAUUGCUAGAAAGAUUGUUGAUUUACAUUGUAAUAUAGAAGAAAGUGUUGAAAGAGUAUACACUAAACAAGAAGUUUUGCAGUACAUAAGUUUUGCCAGGAAAUUUAAGCCCAUUAUCAACAAAGAGGCUGGAGAUUUGUUAGUUCAUUAUUAUAAUCGUUUAAGACUAAGAGAUAGUUCAAGUACUGGUAAAUCCACAUGGCGCAUCACUGUAAGGCAAUUAGAAAGUAUGAUUCGACUUUCGGAAGCUAUGGCAAGAAUGGAUAUCUCAGAUGAAGUUCAAACAAAACAUGUUCGUGAGGCAUACAGAUUGUUAAACAAGUCUAUCAUAAGAGUUGAACAGCCCGAUAUUGAACUUGGAAGAGAUGAAAAAGAUGAUGCUGCACCAGAAGUUGAAAAUAGUGAAACAAUGGCUACAGACACUCCUGAACCUACUCCAACUGUAACUAAAAAGAAGAUGCUUUUAAGCUUUGAAGAAUAUAAAACUAUCAGUAAUAUGAUCAUCAUUCAUAUGAGAAGGGAAGAAAGUAGAAUGGAAGCAGAGGGCAAAGAUGGCAUUCAUAGAAGUGAUGUAGUUGAGUGGUACUUAAACCAAGUAGCAGAUCAGAUUGAAAACGAAGAAGAACUUAUAGAAAAGAAAGAUAUGUUCGAAAAAGUUUUGGAUCGUCUAAUGUAUAUUGAUCAAAUUAUCAUUCCUCUAAGUCGCGUUGGACUCAAAGGAGCAGAUCAAGAAGAAGAAGAAGAUCCAAUGUUGGUAGUCCAUCCAAAUUACGUUAUUGAUCAGUAGUUAAUUUUAACAUUAAGUUUUAAAAAUCUUUUAUAGUUGCUAUAGUUCGUAAGAAUAUUUACUAUUGCAAGUAGGAGGGGUACAUAAUGAGUCACGUUACAAAUCGAGCAUUAAAAAAGCAUUUAGACCUGGAUCCCGCGUACCAAAAAAAAUUUUGAUUAAUAGCAAGCUGAAAAUUUGUUAAUAGCUUAACGUUGUCUAGUCGGACAAACUUUGAUGUACGGGAACGCUGGAACAGGGAAGUUUUAAUUGUGGAACAGUUCGAACAUUACGAAAACGUCCCAUGUAUUUUGUCAGGCAGUACAUCCAAUUGAUCUGUUACCCUUUCAUUAAACUCUCAUGCAAAAAUCAGACUGCUAUUACUAACCAACAUGAUUCCUGUCGUUUGACAUGUUCUUCGUGUUCCAUUCAUUAAAAUGCCCAGUUGGUGAUAAACACCAGUCUGAUUUUUGCAUGAGAGUUUAAUGAAAUGGUAAAAAGUCAAAUGGAAGUUCUGUCCGACAAAAUACAUGGAACGUUUUCGUAGUCUGACGUUCCAAAUUUUUAACCUGUUCCACAAUUAAAACUUCCCCUGUUCCAGUGUUCCUAUUAAUCAAAGUUUGUCCGAGUAGACCACGGUUCUUAGACAUUACUACGGUUGCCUAAAUCGACUAACCAAUGAACAUUAAGGGUGAGAUUACGUCACGAGAGUUUACUGUCAUUUGAAUCGUAAUAUGAUUUUUUUCGAAUCCUGAGAAAACCAAGUAUUUUAGAAAAAUUUAAACGCAGGAUGCAAGAUUACAUUAUUACCGAGGGCGGGAAGCCCCUUAGAAUAAACAAGCAGAUUCUAUUAAAUGAAAUAUUUGAAAUUAAAUAUCACACUUCUCUUUUAUUUUCAGCCCUGUAACUUAUUAAAAUAAACAUAGAAGUUUUCAGGGACUUUCAGCCCUCGGUACUAAUGUAAUCUUUCAUUCUGAGUUUAAAUUUUUCAAAAAUAUUUAUUAGUUUUCUCAGGAUUCGAAAAAAAUGAAUACAAUAGACCAUGAAGGCCGCGUCUCACCAUCAAAUAAUUUGAUCAAACAGUUUGAGCAAACUUGACGUACUUGAGGAAGUACGUCAAAGUGACGUCACAAUUGCAUAAAAAUCUGUGCUCUCACUAUCAGUCUAGUUUGAUCAAAUUUUUUGUAUUGAGUUGUCUAACUUGUUUGUACUUUAUUUAAAAUUAAAAUUUUUCUUUAUUAUCCACAAUGAACACUCAGGAUGUGACGUCACUAACUGUCACUUUCAGUUUGCUCAAACCAGUUUGAUCAAAUUAUUUGAUGGUGGGACGCGGUUUUGAUAGUGUGACGUCAAAACGUCAAAAUUUUUCCAAACACGUUGUGUCUAGGGUAUACGCUACCGUGUACGCAAAUAAAAAAGUUAGGUAGAAUUAAACGCCAUAACAAAUAUUUUUCUAUCAAACACUAAACAUAUCAAAAUAGCGUGUAUCAAAAUAUACAGUCACUGCCCACGCUAAAUAGUCACUAGCUUGAUGAAGUUUAACUUUUUUAUUUGCGUACAUUUUAGCGUGUACCUAGACACAACGUGUUUGGAAAACUUUUUUUGACGUUUUGACGUCACGACUAUCACGGUCCAUUAAAACACAUUGAGAAUUUUGACAUGCGUCAAAAUUUUGCAUUAACUCAAUGUAAAAUUCUGAACUGUUGAAUUCCAGCUUCCCUAAUAAUUAUUGUACAUCAAAAGACAUUAGAAACUAUUUGUAGAGGAUUGAAAUCUGUAUUGGAAAUAACUGUUAAAAUUGGUCUACGUAAUUAAACAUAUUCCAAAAUUUUGUAAAAUGUAAAUUUUAGUUUUCAGCCCAAACUUAGGCCACACACAAUGCAGUAAUGUUCACAUUUUUGAACUGUCAAUAUUUUUAUUUUAUCAUCUAUUGUUUAAAAACAAUACAGUUGAUAAGAUACCCUCAGUUGCGGAGAAAGGAUUAAUAAUAAAGAUUUUUUUAUUCAGUCAAUGGUGUGAACACUGUCAGUUAAAUAGUAACGUGUGGCCUUACUUUUACACGCAUACCUAUUGUGGCAAAUGCAUCAUAUUUUUCAAAAUUUUGGAAUGCAUUUAAAUCGUAGAACAAUUUUAACUUUUGAUUUUAAUACAGAUUUUAAUUCUCUACAAGUAUUCUCUCAUGACUUUUGAUGUAAAAUAAUUAGGGAAGCAGGAAUUCAACAAUUCAGAAUCUUACAUUGAGUUUCCUAUGGCCCUUUUUACGAUUCACCACCCGGUAUAAGAUAAAAUGUGUACUAUUUGUCUAAUUAUUUCAUAAUAACACAAAUAAUACACAUAUAUACACAAUAACACACAUUCAAUGAUCGAAAAUCAUUUAAAAAUAUGGGAAUGUAAACUCUUGUGACGUAAAGUCAAAAAUAUAAGUCUCCCCACCACCGUCGGACAAGACAACCGUAAUAAAGUCUAAUAACCGUGCGAGUAGACACUGUUAAGCUAUUAACAAAUUUUCAGCGUGCUGUUAAUCAACUUUUUUUGGUACGCGGUAUCCAGGCAGGUCUAAUUUCUUUGAUGUUUUUUUAUUGCAGACUCUCAAUGUUAAAUAUUUAUUUUAUCUGUUUAGACUGGUAAAUUCUACAAAAUAUCUGUUAUACAAAAUAUCUGUUAUAAGAUUUGUAUUUAUUAUCCAUUUUUCACAGCUUAUAUAUUUUUUAGAAAUCUACCUUUGGCGAAACAUUAUUUGUCACAGUUUUACAGUUUUAAAAUUUGUCUCAAUACACACAUUUACACUGUUUGACGUGAAGAUCAUAAAUGAAACUAAUGUACAGUCGGAAAAAUGAAAGAAUACCCAUGAACGAACUUAUAAACAUGCCGUAUUUUCCUGUCACCGUGUCACAAAGAAAAUUGCCCAGCGCAAGUACAUGUAAUAAUAAUUAUUACAUGUACUUGCGCUGGCCAAUUUUUUGUGUGACACGGUGACAGGAAAAUACAGCGUGUUUUAUAUUCUUUCAUUUUUCCUACUGUAAAUUCCGAAAAUUCAUAUAGCUACUUAUUCAUACAGCUUCACCGACACUUGCGCUCCUUUUGAUUUCUGAAAAUCCCGUCCAACUAAAAAUGUUUAUAUUUUAUUUUUCUUGUAUAUUAGAAUUGUUAAUUGUUUACCAGUUUACUUAAAACCUUUUGUUACAAAAGCAGGUAAGCCCAAAAUUAUUCAAAGAAACUGGUUUCGGGGAAUUCGAAUGAACUAUUUCUAGAAAAAAUCGACACAUUCAAAAAAUAUUGGCAUACAUUUUUUAUAAACAUAUAUGCCAUAUCACCAAUGUUUUUGUACCAAUGCCAUGUUUUUAACAGCUUAAGUUCCUCUUUUUGUUAUUGUUUCCAAAUGUGUCUCAAUGAAGGACCCUUGUAAGCUGUUGAAAAAUUAUAUAAUUUUAAAGUAACCUCUAUCAUAAAAUUUAUUAUAUUGACAAUUGUUUCAUUUUUGUUUUAUUUAAAGCAUUCAGCAAAUAUUGUACCACUUAGUAUUAAAAAUGACAAUCUCAUUUAACGUUAGGUUUUAUUUUUUAUUAUAAAAUACUGUACAAAACAAUAAAGACGAAUACUAUUUA
Messenger RNA from Diabrotica virgifera virgifera (western corn rootworm), 6096 nucleotides. RefSeq names its product DNA replication licensing factor Mcm6 (gene Mcm6). Gene Ontology annotation, molecular function: ATP binding; single-stranded DNA binding; single-stranded 3'-5' DNA helicase activity. The record is from RefSeq and is a predicted model, not a curated record. Lineage: Eukaryota; Metazoa; Arthropoda; Insecta; Coleoptera; Chrysomelidae. The transcript is spliced from 8 exons. The coding region runs from base 110 to 2512 and encodes 800 amino acids. Gene Ontology annotation, biological process: double-strand break repair via break-induced replication; mitotic DNA replication; DNA replication initiation. Gene Ontology annotation, cellular component: nucleus; MCM complex.